AUGCACGGGCAUGCGCACCACCAUGCACGCAAUGUGGAGGAACUAGAGACGCGAGGAAAUGUUGAGGAACGAGGAGUCCUCGAGGAGCGAGGCGAUGUCGUGAUUGUUUACAAGACCAUGGAACCAGACUUUGAAGGGGACAUAGGAGGUUAUGUAACCGGCAACCAACACGACACUGCGACGAAAGUAAACGCUGGUCUCGGUGAUCCUGUCAGUGCGCCUUCAAAGCCCAAGGAACACACUACCGAGUCGGAUGAGGAGACAUCAACCAAGACGAAGGCAGAGCCGACUACCACCAAAGAGACGGUGGCCCACACCACUCAUGAAACUAAAGAGGAGACCACCGAGACUAGUGCUGAAACGACCCGCAAGAAAGCAACUACGACCAGUGAAUCGGAGGCUCCUAUCACAACAACCUCUUUUGUGACUUCAGCAUCGUCCACCUCGGAAUCCUCCCAGGAUGUCAACACUCUCCUCGCAACCUCCACCGGAUCGGCCAAGGACUCUAACGCAUCGGCUUCGACCACUGCUAUUCCAACUACUGCUUCUGGGGGUAUGACUGGUGGCGCCAAGGCUGGUGUGGCCAUUGGUGUCAUCUUCGGUAUUGGUUUGAUCGCUGCCUUGAUUUUCUUCUUUGUGCGCAAGAAGAAAAGAAGUCAGGAGGGAUAUCAGAAGGAGAAUGAGAAGACCUUCGGUGGUGAAGGCCUGCCAGAGGGCGCUACUUCCUUCCCACCUCCUCCUCCUUCCAAGUCCCAGACUUCGACUCCCCCACAGCUUAAUGUUCGUCCCGUCACUCAAUUCGCGCCUGAUCUGAGCAGCAGCGGUGCCUUGAACCCGGCCACUACUGGUGCUUCUGCGGGUUUGAGCCCGGCCACCGCUGCUGUUGCAGGUGCUGCAGUUGGAGCUGGAGUUGGAGCUGGCUCGGCCGCAGUCGCCUCUCGUAAUCUCACUGGUGAAUCACCGCCUCCUACUCCGCCAAAGUCCGCUUCAAGCAACACCAACCCGUUCAGUGAUCCUGUGAAUCCUUUCAACGCAACCACCAGCCCUGUGGCCCAGAACCCGCCUUCGGUUCCCGAACCAGCCACUGGACCUUCUGGACCGACCGUCGCAGCUGCGGCAGUCGGUGCCGCGGCCGUGGGUGUUGUAGCAGGCGCUGCUGCUUCAUCUCGGGCAUCCAAUGAUUCUUACCACUCCGCUCAAUCACACGGCCAUUCCCCCACUGGCUCGACCCAAUCUGCGACAAUGCCUGGCGAUGCUGCCGCUGGCUCGGCUGCUGCUGCCGGCGCCGGCCUCGCAGGAGCUGCUGGCCCACCACCCCCUACCAAUGUUUACCGUGUGCAACUGGAUUUCAACCCUUCUAUGGAGGAUGAGCUUGGCCUUCGCACAGGAGCGCUUGUGCGCUUGGUUCAUGAGUACGACGAUGGAUGGGCUCUCUGUAUGCGCCUCAACGGCUCCCAGCAAGGUGUUGCCCCACGUUCUUGCCUCUCGGCUCGCCCUGUGAUGCCUCGCGCCCGCCCACCCCCCGGCGCUCCUGGCCCUCGUGGCCCGCCCAUCAUGGGCCCUGACGGUCGUCCAAUGAUGCCCGGCGGUCCUCCCGGCCCAAGAUUCUACCCUCAGGAUUCCCGUCCGAGAUCCGCUGGUAAUACUGGCGUCUCUGGACCUCCACCUUCUCGCCCUUACCCCGGCCCCGGAUCUGCUGUCCAGUUCCCGCCAGUUCCCCGCUCUAUGUCGCCCGGACCGGGAGGAAUGCCUCGCUCCAUGUCUCCUGGGCCAGGAGGACGACCUGGCCCUCGCUCAAUGUCCCCCGGACCUGGAGGUAUGCCUGGCCCUCGCUCAAUGUCCCCCGGACCAGGAGGACGACCUGGCCCGCGCUCGAUGUCUCCCGGGCCUCGCGGAAUGCCUGGUCCUCGCUCAAUGUCCCCCGGCCCCGGAGGAAUGCCCGGCCCCCGCUCGAUGAGCCCUGGUCCUCACGGAGCUCCUGGAAUGCAGCGCCCUCUGAUGCCUGUCAACCAGCGCCAACGGAGCAAUAGUGCAGGCGGCAACGCCGGUCCUCCCGUGGCACCACCAGCUGCGCCUUCCGUUUCCAGUCCACUAGCCGCUCCCGCUCCUGCUGCGCCACAAGUUUCGAUUCCAAGCCCCCAAGCCGCUCCUACUCCUGCUCCCACCAGCGAGCUUCCAGCCCUUCCGGGUUCCAUGCCAACUUCCCCGUCAGGCUCGAUCUCGCGAAAGCCCGUCCCCACUCGGGACGCUUAA
Messenger RNA from Penicillium robsamsonii, 2253 nucleotides. Its product is annotated as SH3 domain protein. Gene Ontology annotation, molecular function: protein binding. The transcript has 2 exons. Bases 1 to 2253 code for a protein of 750 amino acids. Lineage: Eukaryota; Fungi; Ascomycota; Eurotiomycetes; Eurotiales; Aspergillaceae. The record is from RefSeq and is a predicted model, not a curated record.